This is a messenger RNA of Cercospora beticola, 893 nucleotides long. RefSeq names its product tubulin-binding prefolding complex subunit GIM4 (gene GIM4). NCBI's taxonomy places the organism in Eukaryota, Fungi, Ascomycota, Dothideomycetes, Mycosphaerellales, Mycosphaerellaceae. Gene Ontology annotation, molecular function: protein folding chaperone. Gene Ontology annotation, biological process: protein folding. Gene Ontology annotation, cellular component: cytoplasm; prefoldin complex. The record is from RefSeq and is a predicted model, not a curated record.
AAUCACCACAAGCACAUUUGAUCAGAACUAUCAACAUGUCUCAACAGCAGAUAUCUGCGAAGAAGCAGCAAGAGCUGCAAGUCCAAUAUUCAAAUUACAAGGAAACGCUCCAAGCCAUCGCACAGAAAAUCGGCGACGUCGAGCAAGAAACCGAAGAACACAAGUUGGUGCUAGAGACAUUGACGCCAUUGUCUGGUGAUCGCAAGUGUUUCCGGAUGAUCAAUGGCGUUCUUACCGAGAGGACUGUGAAGGAUGUUUUGCCUGCUCUUCAGACGAACGCGGAUGGUUUGAAGAAGGUGCUGGACGAUCUUGUGAAACAGUAUACGAAUAAGCAGACGGAGAUGGAGAAGUGGAAGAAAAAGAACAAUAUCCAGGUCGUGCAGCAAUGAACAAAGUGAAUAUCGUUGUGCUUCGAGCAAAUGGGACUGCGCUCAUCUAAGUUUCAGUGCGUGGAAGAACUCAGAAUACCAGACAGUGUAACAGAAAGUGGUGUCUGAGGCUCUGGUCUUCCCGGCAGAUGCUCAGGGUCAGCAUGAUGCAGGCAGUGACCGCAACCUGCUCGCUCUCUGCACCUACACACCGUUGGACGUCAUCAUCUCGGCACGACCAGAUCUUUGGAAGUAGGCCACGACAUCGAUGAAUCACUUGACGAUCACGAACGGAGAAGAUUGCAGUGCCCCGAGGUGCAUCUGCUCGGCAGUCACCAGAUAGCACAUUCGGGCCGGUGCAAGCAUGUUGUUCGGCGAACAUCAUGAGCCGAGUUCUGAAGAACCUACUUUGAUAGAUGCGCUGUAAAAGGAGACCCUCCGUCAAGGUAAUUGCCAACCGAGCGAUCCAUCUCACUGUCUUGUUUCUCCCCACUUCUAGACUCCAUGUUAUGGUGGGCCGUCACC